GCAGUAUGCCAGUAUGUGAUAAUUGAGAGUAAAGGAAUCUCCUUCACAAAUCCUUUCAAGUUUCAACCAAAAUGAUUCAAAUCCCAAUAAUGAACAAGAAAAUUGUCUCUGUCGGAUUGUUUUUUUGACCUGUUGUGUAUCUUUCUGCAAGAUCCUCUUGCUGUAAUCCCUUUCCUCUCUUACCUUUUCAUCUUUCUCUCCACUUCACUGUAAAAAUUGUGUGAGAUGUAUCUGUGAGAGGUUUCAACAUUUCCUUGCUUGCUGGACUUUACUGGGUAUUUAUUAUCUCUAACGACUCACUUGCCUGUAUUUACAUUUGUGGGUAUUUCUUUGGCUAAAGCAGCCAUUGAAGAAAAGCUUCCCUCUCAUCAAGUACUGAAACAGAAAAGUUUCAAUCUUGCAGGUGUUGAAUCGCAGAAAGAGCCAUUGAAACUGAAGUUUCUCUGUUCAGUAGCUAAAACCCAUGAUGAAGUAAGAAGAAAGUUACAGUCUUGUUCAUUCUCCAGUAAACUACAUUGCUUCACCCAAAAUGAAGAACCAUUGAAGAAAAGCUUCUCUCUUCAGUUAUGGCAGUAAACCAAUGAAGAAGUAGAAGAUAAAGUUGUACUCUUUUUCCCAACUUAAGCUCGGAAAACACAAAAUGCCAACCACCGCCGUUUCUGUGCUCCUCCUCCUCCUAGCAUUCCUCUCCACCACCAUCACCACCACAGGAUCCCGCCACCGCCACCUCCUCCACCAGCCCUUUUUUCCCGUUAUCACCGAACCUCCACCCCAGCCUACCUCUCCCUCUCCAUCUCCACAACCUCAAAUCAACAAAAGCCAGCCUAAGUACCCCUUCUCCACAACUCCCUCCACCCAACAAAAGCCUUUCUUCCCCUCCUACUCCUCUUCUCCUCCGCCUCCUUCCCCUGCUAUCCUCAACACCUUCCCGGCCAACAUCUCCUCCAUACUCUUCCCUCACCGCCAAAACUCCUCCACACACCGUCCCCUCAUCAUCACCAUCUCUGUCUCUCUCUCCCUUUUGUUCGUUGCUGUCCUUGCCGCCAUUUCUGCCUUCGUCAUCUACUUCCGUCCCCACCACCAUAGCACCACCAAGAAGCCACCGCGUUCUGACAGCCUCCGUCUCUUCCCACCAAACACCACCCCUUCUGACGCCUCUCAGAAAACUCACCACGACAACGACCAACGUCGAACACCAAACACAAGUACCGAAUUUCUCUAUCUUGGCACUCUGGUGAAUUCACGAGGAGCUAACAACAGCGAAAUUGCCUCAAACUCUGCUGGCAUCAAGUCAGGGGUAACAUCCUCCCCGCCGUACCAGAGACUGGGUUCGCCGGAACUGAAACCGUUACCUCCCUUGCCGCGACUCAAUUACUUGCAUAGCUUCACUAGCGGCGAAGUUGAAGGUGAUAGCGAUGGAGAGGAAGAGUUCUUCUCCCCGAGAGGGUCUUCAGGUCGAAAGGAGAGUCUCAAUUUAAGUCCAAUUCGUCAAGGUUCUACUUUGAGGACAGAGGAUCAAGUUCCACAAGGAGAGAGUUCUAAGUUCGGUUCGAGAAGCUUCAAUUCCAGAACGGCGUCGUGUCCGUACUCGAACCCCUAUUCAAAUUCCGUCUCCACUAGUCCCUCUCCGGCGUCAAAUGUGAGUCCUGGAAGAUUGAUACAGCCGGAUUCCGUCAUUGAUUCCUCGGUCCCUCCGCAGGCUGUAAAUCUCUCACCAGCAUCGAUUUCUUCGUCAUCUUUGCCGUCUGGGAGAGAUUUCGGGAAUGCCCCGAUAUCGCAAGAAAGAAAUGGGCCUGCCCCAACAAGAGAACCGCCACCACCUCCCCCUCUUCCACCUCUGCGAUUUUGGGAGGUCCCAGUUGACACCAGGCCGCCGGCACUUUUGACGCCGUCAAGGCAUGUUGUGUUCCAAAAUGUAUCAUCACCGGUUUUGGCUAAUGAACAAUUGCAGACAGUGACGGAGAAUGUUGGGAGUAACAGUGAGGAGACAACACCAAAGCUGAAACUGAAACCAUUGCAUUGGGAUAAAGUCAGAGCUAGCUCAGACCGAGUAAUGGUGUGGGAUCAGAUCAAAUCCAGCUCUUUCAAAUUGAAUGAGGAAAUGAUUGAGACUCUGUUUGUGGUGAAUAAUUCGGGUUUGGGUUCAAAAGAAGGGAACCUUAGGCGGCAAGUCCUUCCAACGCAUAGCCAGGAAAAUAGGGUGCUUGAUCCUAAGAAGUCACAGAACAUUGCCAUUUUGUUGAGGGCACUCAAUGUGACCAUUGAUGAAGUCUGUGAGGGACUCUUGGAAGGCAAUUCAGAUACCAUAGGGACGGAGCUUCUUGAGAGUUUGUUGAAGAUGGCUCCGACCAAAGAAGAAGAACGCAAACUAAAAGAGUACAAAGACAAUUCACCAUUUAAGCUAGGCCCCGCUGAGAAAUUUCUUAGGGAAGUUCUUGACGUACCUUUUGCAUUCAAGAGGGUUGAGGCAAUGCUUUACAUCGCAAACUUCGAUUCAGAAGUUGAAUACCUCAGAAGGUCCUUUGAAACACUGCAGCAAGCUUGUGCAGAGUUGAGGAAUAGCAGAAUGUUUUUGAAGCUAUUAGAAACAGUGCUGAAAACGGGAAACCGCAUGAACGUUGGCACUAACCGCGGCGAUGCCCAUGCCUUCAAGCUUGACACGCUUCUCAAGCUUGUCGAUAUUAAGGGCACUGAUGGGAAAACCACUCUCUUGCAUUUUGUGGUACAGGAAAUCAUCCGAGUUGAAGGUUAUCGCAUUUCUGGUGCCAAUUCAAAUCAAACUGAUGAGAAAACUCAGCAAUCUGCAUUUCAAGAUGAGGUUGAAUUUAGGAAGCUUGGUUUGCAAGUUGUUUCAGGUCUGAGUGGGGAGCUCACCAAUGUAAAGAAAGCUGCAACAAUGGAUUCCGAUGUACUUAGCAAUGAAGUUGAGAAACUUGCUUCAGGAAUUUCAAAGAUCAGUGAAGUUGUAAAAUUGAAUGAAGAAAUAGUGUUGAAAGACAAGAGCAGGAAAUUCUGUGAGUCAAUGACUGGGUUCCUGAAGAAGGCAGAGGAAGAAAUCUUAAAAAUCCAAGCUCACGAAAGAGAAGCCUUGGCGCUUGUUAAGGAAAUAACUGAGUGCUUUCAUGGGAACUUAGCAAAGGGAGAAGCUCAUCAAUUCCGAAUAUUCAUGGUGGUGAGGGAUUUCCUUUCUAUUCUUGAUCAGGUAUGCAAAGAAGUUGGGAAGAUCAAUGAGAGAAAUGUAUACAGUUCAUUCCGUCAAAUUCCAGUUACUUCAAUCCUUCCACCAAUUUUCCCUGGAAUCAGUGGGAAGCAGCAACAUGGUUCAUCUGAUGAUGGACGCUCAUCCUCAUUUUAGACUGUUCCUGUGGUUGCUACGUUGCGCAACUUACCAAGAUCCAAUUGGAGAGUAGAUGGGAAACUAAGAGGGAAGUUGUGGGUGGAUCUCACUGAUAUGAAGUCCAUCAUCCAUUUUUAUAUGUCAGGCUCCAAUUUGUACUUUUAUAUAAUAUGUCGUCCAUAUACAAGUUUUUGGAAUUUGCAGUUGUGU
Molecule: messenger RNA, 3547 nt
Organism: Tripterygium wilfordii
Lineage: Eukaryota; Viridiplantae; Streptophyta; Magnoliopsida; Celastrales; Celastraceae
Product: formin-like protein 2
Exons: 4
Coding region: 641-3355 (904 amino acids)
Biological process (GO): actin nucleation; actin cytoskeleton organization
Molecular function (GO): actin filament binding
Source: RefSeq, a predicted model, not a curated record